UCCUUGUCCUUCUUCCUUACUAAGAGUUUCCUGGGUCUCCCCCAAAGCCAGGAUGAAAGCCUUCUUCUGCCUGAUCAUCUUCUCUCUCAUGCUGGCUGCAUGUCAAGGAGCCUGCUUUCGGGGUCCCUUUGAUGCUGAGUUUAUAGAUGGUAAAGAGGUGAAGUUCAACUUAUGUGUUGAUACCUAUGAUAGGAGCAAGCAUCUCAUUGGGUCCACUUGGAAUUCAGCUCAUUGUUAUAGAUGCGAGUGCGAUGGAAAUGGAUUGUCAUGCUGCCACAGAUAUGGUGGUAUUGGAGUUGUUCAAGGGUGCAAUACGGUGAUAAAUCCAGUAACAUGUAAACUUGAACACUAUCGACUUGAUGACCCAUCGCAGCGCUGUGAUGUCCCAUCUCUUCACCUGGACAAACCGGAAUAAAUCUUUUUGUGCAAAUGCAGCUGAAUAAAUCUCUCGCAUCAGCAUCUUAA
Molecule: messenger RNA, 465 nt
Organism: Ahaetulla prasina
Lineage: Eukaryota; Metazoa; Chordata; Lepidosauria; Squamata; Colubridae
Product: small serum protein 5-like
Exons: 4
Coding region: 53-415 (120 amino acids)
Source: RefSeq, a predicted model, not a curated record